UUUUUUUUUUUUACCUUUAUUUAACUAGGCAAGUCAGUUAAGAACAAAUUCUUAUUUACACUGACAGCCUACACCUGCAAAACCCGGACGAUGCUGGGCCAAUUGUGCUCUGCCCUAUGGGACUCCCAAUCACGGCUGGUUGUGAUACAGCCUGGAUUUGAUUUGUUGUCUGUAGUGACGCCUCAAGCACUGAGAUGCAGUACCUUAGACCGCUGUGCCACUCGGGAGCCCAAACUAGCAACCCUCCAGUUGAUGGCUGGCCUCUCUAACUGCUAGGCUACCUGCCACCUCAACAAUAAAAAGCAUUCAAAAACACAACUUUAGAUAUGAUUAGGGAAUAUGAUUUGUCAAAAUGUGUUGACAUAAACCACUUUUAUUUAUGGAAGAAUAGCAAGGGCACAGAUGGUUCCAUGGGCCUCAGCUGCUAGGGUUGGCCUAAUUGAAUAGUGUCUCCCUGAAGACCAGUUCCUGCCAGUGCCAGCAAGGAAACAGUAAGCAGGGGGGUGUGGAGGAGGAGCCCAAUACUGAGGGCUCACUUUGAAGUUGCUCAGUUGUUUUCAGUCAUGCUGAAGGUUGUCAACUUGGCCGUAGGCUAUAAGAAAGCAUGAGACCCUGAGGAGACUUCAAAACGGAGUUCUCUUCCAAGGUUCAGAUGAAUCGGUGGCGGAGAUCAGUGGAUGAGAUCCAGGCCAGGAAACGGCAGGUCACAGAGUGUGAGCGUGCCCUGGAAGCCCUGUGCAAGGUGACUGCCUGUUUCCAACAGAUGGCCAUCUCUAUCGGAAGUAACUCAGAUGGCAGCUUUCUGAGAGAGGAGAUGGACGAGACCAGAGCACUGGCUCAUAGAAUCUGCACAGGGUUGCACAGACGUCUGGUCCCUCUAUUGACAGAGAGGGCGACUGAACCUGGACAAGAGGAUCGAUUACAGGUGGAGCGACUGUGGGUUAUUUUCCUCACUGGGCUAGAGAACCUCCAACAGUACCUGCACAAAGCCAGUGACUUAAUAGACUGCUUCCCUUUGAAACAGAGGAAUGACCGCCGGGCCCUGGUGAACACAGGAGCUUCAGAUGGGGUCAUUGGGGUGUCUGCCCGAGCUGCUUCAGUCCAAACACCAUGGCUAGCAGUGGAGGUGGAGCAAAACCCUGACCUAAAGACGCACAUCACCCAGAUUGACGCCCUGGUCAAGGAGAUGCUCCAGAAAGUCAGCAUUCCUUUCUGGGCAGUGGAGGCUACCCAAGAGGCCUGGGUGGAAGGCGCUCAGUCUCAGGACACUGCACACGAUCAGGAUGAGACUCUGGAAGAGAUGAUGGUGGUGUCCCAAGAUGACCAGAUGUCUGGGUGUUGUCAACCUCUAAACUGUAAGUUAGGCUGUAUGUUUUGUCUAUCGACCUGAAGACUGAGGUAUACUCUUGAACUGUUAAUGGUCAAUAAAACUUUGAAUAAAGCCUCAUCAUACACCGUGCAAUAACAAGUAGCUACCAAAAUGGCAUUCCUGUGUACAAACUAAAAUGGGCAGUACUGCAAUUUUAAAACGACAGUACAGGACCGGCAUUUUGCAUAGUUCUUGUGUUGCAUACACAUGGUAUAAAUUAGGUUCUCUCAUGCACAAGUCAUUUCUAUUUACUAAUGAAGACUAUGAACGUUAGACAAAUGUCUUUAGACGCAGUCAAAGAACAAAUGCUUUAAGGUAUGAUCAACUAUAAAGAUCUCCUUGAUAAAAGGAUAGAUGUUUAUGUCAAAGACCUUGUAUACCUAGGUUAUUGAUUCAUUUUGUAAUACGCUGACUACACCGAGUGUGUGCAUCGACACACACGCGGGUUGAAAUGGCAAAACACCCAAUAUUAAUUUGGUGACCGGUCGAAAGAGUCACGGAGAUUUAGCUAGCUAAUUGGUCCCGGGAUAUAAAAAUUUCGUUAUUUUACCUGAAAUACACCAGGUCCUUUUUCCCCCUUGGAUCUUUGUGGGAUUUUGACCCAUUGAGUCACAAAUUCGUGUGCCCUCUCCAACAACUAAUCCACAAAUAAAAGGGAAAACCUAGUUCGUUUCUUGUAAUCGAGCCUUCUGUGGACUUUAUAUGGCGGUUGGCAACCAACUUUAAGGUGCAUUACCACCCACCAACUGGACUUGAGCGUGGCCCUAAAUUCAGCUUUCAAUCACACACGUGGGUAAAUGCUACUAAAAACCAAUGACGAGAUGAGGGACUUGUGACACAAAUAGAAUCAAGUUGUAUUUUUGCGCCUGGCUACAGAGACACGCGCGAGCAGUUUGGGUAAAAUGAUUGAACAUAUGAACAUUUAUUUUGUAACAUGGAUGGUGUGGUCAGCAUGUUAGAAUGAACGUUGUAUUGAUUGCUUGAAAUGUAUUAUGCAAAUUAAAUAAAGUCAAAUGUUGACUGGAAAAUAACCA
Salvelinus fontinalis (brook trout) is the source of this 2403-nucleotide messenger RNA. RefSeq names its product regulator of G-protein signaling 9-binding protein. The coding region runs from base 653 to 1390 and encodes 245 amino acids. The record is from RefSeq and is a predicted model, not a curated record. NCBI's taxonomy places the organism in Eukaryota, Metazoa, Chordata, Actinopteri, Salmoniformes, Salmonidae. Gene Ontology annotation, biological process: G protein-coupled receptor signaling pathway. The transcript is spliced from 3 exons. Gene Ontology annotation, cellular component: neuron projection.